AUGCUGAUUGAGGAUGUUGGGGAUGAGAGUGACAUUGAUUCUGAAGACGAGGUGGAAGAACGUGAAGGCGAUUCUGUAACAGAGCAAGAUGGUGAGGAGACUGAUGAAGAUGAAGAAAGAAGGGACAACAAAACAAAUAGCUUUUAUUUGGGAAGAGUCCGCCCCGGCCCUAGCCACACGACAUUUCCAUUUUUUUAUUUGGGAAGAGAUAAUAAGACCAUGUGGGCCAAAAAGCCACCUGGGAAAAGAAAGCGCAAGGAGUCUCACAACAUCAUCACUAACCUUCCUGGAGUCAUAGGAAAUGCUAAGAAUGCUAAAACAGCAGUUGAAUGUUGGAAUAAUAUAUUCAGUGAUGAGAUCCUUGAUAUGAUCGAUAGAUACACAAACCAAUACAUGUACGAGGGUUAUUCCAAAAGUAAGAGAGAGAGAGACAUCAGUUCCACAGAUGUAAUCGAACUAUGGGGCCUUUAUUGGCUUGUUGUACGUAGCAGGAGCAUACAGAGGUAA
Messenger RNA from Schistocerca serialis cubense, 507 nucleotides. RefSeq lists its product as uncharacterized. The record is from RefSeq and is a predicted model, not a curated record. NCBI's taxonomy places the organism in Eukaryota, Metazoa, Arthropoda, Insecta, Orthoptera, Acrididae. The transcript has 3 exons. Bases 1 to 507 code for a protein of 168 amino acids.